Selaginella moellendorffii is the source of this 1394-nucleotide messenger RNA. Its product is annotated as probable tocopherol O-methyltransferase, chloroplastic. The record is from RefSeq and is a predicted model, not a curated record. Lineage: Eukaryota; Viridiplantae; Streptophyta; Lycopodiopsida; Selaginellales; Selaginellaceae. Gene Ontology annotation, biological process: methylation. The coding region runs from base 263 to 1132 and encodes 289 amino acids. Gene Ontology annotation, molecular function: S-adenosylmethionine-dependent methyltransferase activity. The transcript has 10 exons.
UUGGGGUCUGCUCACUGCAGAAAUCUUUACCUUGAGAGGCGCAUUCAAGAUUUUGACAUCAGGAUGGGCACAUCUUCGUGCAAGUAUAUCCUUGGCAUAUCACUUCUCCUACAUGGACAAAGGAUUCAAGACUGGCAUUUUCAAGUAUGCUGUGGUCAUGGGAAAGAAAGGUCGAUCACAGGAAGGAAUUUUAGCGUGAGUCCUAGCCGCGGGGGAGGAUCUUGCGGCAGUUCCCGUAAGCGCCAGUGUCUGUGUUCUUGCAAUGGCCAGCGAGAUUGAAGAGUUUUAUGAUGAGGGAUGCGUGGUGUACGAGGCCGUGUGGGGCGAGCAUAUGCACUCGGGCUACUUUGAGGCGGGCAAGCCUGGGGACUUUCGAGUGGCACAAGUCCGAAUGAUCGAGGAGGUCCUCUCUUGGGCCGGAGUACCAAAUGAUGAGCAAAGCCGGCCUCGAGACAUACUGGACGUGGGCUGCGGUUUUGGGGGAACUUCUCGAUAUCUGUCCAAGAAGUACUCGGCAAAUGUGAAAGGAAUAGCACUGAGCGAUUACGAGAUCGCCAGAGCCAAAGCCAUCGCGAGGGCGGAAGGAGUUUCAGACAAGGUGACGUUCCAAGUAGCAAAUGCACUGAAUCAACCGUUCGAAGACGGCCAGUUUGAUCUCGUCUGGUGCAUGGAAUGCGCAGUGCACAUUGAGGACAAACUCAAGCUUGUGCAAGAGAUGGCACGCGUGACCAAGCCCGGAGGUCGGGUGGUGCUUGUGAGCUGGUGCCACAGAGAACUGAAGCCUGGAGAAACUUCACUCAAGAAGGAUGAGCAAGCGCUCUUGGAUAAGAUCUGUGCUGCUUACUUCUUUCCACCCUGGUGCGCCACUUCAGAGUACGAAACAUUAGCAUGCAAUGCGGGUUUGCAAGAAGUAAAGGUGGAAGAUUGGACUCGACACAUGCUUCCAUUCUGGGGAAUGCUCACGGGCCAGCUCUUUACAUUGGGAGGUGCAUUCAAGCUCCUGACAUCAGGGUGGGCACAUAUGCGGACAAGUCUGUCAUUGGCUUACCACUUCUUCUACAUGGACAAAGGCUUCAAGAAUGGCACCUUCAAGUAUGCCGUGGUGGUGGGAAAGAAAGAGCUGUUAUCAUAAGGGAGCAUUGGAUUCCCCAUUGCUUCUGUUUUUCUCCAAAUUUAUGAAGGUAUGCAAUCCACUUGGAGCAUGGAAUCAGUUAACCAAUUAGUUACUUUUCACGUCCAUCGCCCACCUUCUCCAUCUCCCUGCGGAACCAUAUCAUUCUUGAAGUAUCUUACCAUCCCCACCGGUGUCGUGUUAACCUUGUUCUUGUUAGAUGGUAAAAAACUUACUACUAUGUAAAACUUAUAUAAACAUGAAGUUAACAUUUGAAAUAGUC